AUGCAACUUUCCACCCUCCUCCUAGUCUGCACGGCCGUGGCAAGCACAACCGUCGCGGCCAGCACAGCCGCGCCCAGAGGACUCGUUAGCAAGGAAGUCAACUUCGGUUGCAUCAAGACACAACCAGAGUACACAGCCCUUAUGCCGAAGUGCGCACAAUACUGCCACGCACUGGCACUUACCACCAACGGCUGCGCACGCGACGACCACAUCUGCCACUGCAAGAACUAUAGCAAGACGGCACAGAUCAUCGAGCCCUGUGUGUUUGGGCCCAACCCUGGUCCUGCUGGGCCCUGCACCAACGACGAAAUCACCCAAUUUGCUGGAACAGGCGCCAAGUACUGCGCGUUCUGGAACCAGACUGCGGAUGCUGCCAUCCAGGGCAAGUUCAGGGAGAACACGCUGACUUGCAAGAUACAAGGCAUACUAGGUGGCAGGUCUUGA
Molecule: messenger RNA, 444 nt
Organism: Diaporthe amygdali
Lineage: Eukaryota; Fungi; Ascomycota; Sordariomycetes; Diaporthales; Diaporthaceae
Exons: 1
Coding region: 1-444 (147 amino acids)
Source: RefSeq, a predicted model, not a curated record